Messenger RNA from Daphnia magna, 1479 nucleotides. Its product is annotated as bestrophin-2. The record is from RefSeq and is a predicted model, not a curated record. NCBI's taxonomy places the organism in Eukaryota, Metazoa, Arthropoda, Branchiopoda, Diplostraca, Daphniidae. Gene Ontology annotation, molecular function: chloride channel activity. The coding region runs from base 415 to 1446 and encodes 343 amino acids. The transcript is spliced from 10 exons.
UCCGCAGUUCACACUGAUAUCGGCUGCAAUGCAGUCAAUGCUGCCUAGGGGACUGUUAGUGUUGACCGGUUGACCACCAUCCUCAAGAUUUGUGUUCUGCCUAUUGGUUCACGAUAAAGUCGUUAAGUUAAAAAUUUGUAGUGCUUUACUGGGUAGCCGCAAACGAAGACCUCGUUUUCACCCAGCAAUAACAAAUAUUGUACAAUGCUACUCACAAACAACUUGCGCAACAAUGGCAGACAGGAAAGGAAGUGUGGUGAACCGUGGAAAAAUGACGAACUAUGCACCCAUUACCGCAUUCUCUUUCUAAAGCAGGAGUAGGCUAAAGAAGAGAAAAGGUCCUACCACAAAUUCCGGAUGAUAUACGGUUAAACAGAAGAUCGUUUUGUUCAAGGCCUUAGUAAACGUGCUAAUAUGCAUACUGCAACUAGAGAAGCAGUCCGGCCAGUCCCCAAACCACGGACAACCAUGCAAAAAAUUGGCAACGCUCUUCGUUUAUCUAAAAAGUUUUCGUGGGAUUACAAAGACUUUGAAACACCAACAGCAAGCCACUUUGGUGAAAACAUUAAAAUUCUUUUCAGGUGGCAAGGAAGCAUUUACUGUCUGGUGUGGAAGGAAUUCCUGGUUUACAUGUCCCUCUACAUCUCCAUUACCGUCGUGCAUGAUUUCGCAUUAACGGAUAUUGAUAAACACCAUUUUGAAGAUCUAGCUGCCUAUUGCUCAAAGUUUGUCUCUUCGUUGCAAAUCGUUUUGCUUCUGGGUUUCUUUACUUCAACUGCCAUGCAGCGUUGGUUUUCGUUGGUAAAUUCCAUUCCGGGAACCAGUAAAGUAACAGCUUACUUUGUCAACUCCCUCAAAGAAAAUCAACCAGACGGAGAAGCAAUCGUACAGCAAUACGCCAGAUGGAUUGUCCUUAGUUGGACAUUGGUAUUUCGCUUAGUUUGUCCCGGACUGAAAGAAGUUUUCCCCGAUUUGAUGUCCCUACAGAACGAAGGGUUGUUGUUGGAACAUGAACGUUUAAGACUGGAGAUGGAACCAUCUGUUAAAAAUCAUUCGCUCAUCGUCGUCAACUGGAAUCUGGGCUUAUUGCGAGUAUGCGCUAGGAAGGGUAUGUAUUACGUUCCAGCUGACUACACUAAAAACCUCGACUGCUUGAUGCUGUUCAAGAAAACUUGCAACAAUACCAUCAAGUUUGCCAGCAAAAAUAUUCCGUAUGCGCUUAUUCAGGCAGUGACUAUUGCUGUGUACGCAUAUGGUUUGGCAUCGUUAAUGGCUCGUAUGCCUUCAAAACUGGCACCGGAUGGUACAUGGGAAUCCACUGCCGUGUCUUUUAUUUCUGGCUACUUCCCUGUCGCCAACUUCAUUCCAGUAUGUAAACUGACCCUCAACUAUCCAUGGCGUAUUGGAAACACGAUUGCCGUGUUUGCACUCCGUUGUGCUCUAUAACGAUUUCUCUUGAAUGAAAUGCAGUUCUUCCUG